Molecule: messenger RNA, 614 nt
Organism: Vicia villosa (hairy vetch)
Lineage: Eukaryota; Viridiplantae; Streptophyta; Magnoliopsida; Fabales; Fabaceae
Exons: 1
Coding region: 46-495 (149 amino acids)
Source: RefSeq, a predicted model, not a curated record
UACAGUAACAACACAACAAAAACAAAUAAAAACAAAAACAAAACAAUGUCGUUGGUAACAGAUGAAAUCAAAUCGGAAUCAGAGGUAUACUAUGGAGACGAAAUCUGUCAAGUGAAAUCCAAAGCCCUUCUGGAAGAAAUGUGUCUCCCCAAAGGUCUGUUACCAUUGAAAGACAUCAUAGAAGUUGGUCACCACAGAGAAACAGGUUUCGUUUGGCUGAAACAGAAGAACAGCAUAACACACAAAUUUGAAAAGAUUGGGAAACUUACUUCUUAUGCUACUGAAGUCACUUCUUAUGUUGAAAAAGGUAAGAUUAAGAAACUGAAUGGUGUUAAAAGCAAAGAGCUUUUCAUUUGGGUGACACUUAGUGAUAUUUAUGUUGAUGAUCCACCUACUGGGAAAAUCACUUUUCAAACUCAUGCUGGACUUUCUAGAACUUUUCCUGUUUCUGCUUUUGAAGUUGAAGAGAAGUCAAGUGGUGUGAAAGAGGUUUAGUUUGAGAUUUUUAUGUGAUUGGUUGGUGUUGGUAUUUUAAUUAAUAAGUUUAUGCUACUUUAAUUUAUCUUGAAAUUUAGGACAGUUUCGAUGGUUAGAAAUGCUGUUGAAGUGGUGUA